CGUCCUUGUCGCUUCGUAUCGAACUCUCUUCUCUUUUUCCUUUAACCCUAUCGACAAUUGAGCAAGGAUGAGAUUCAGCCAUGUAUUGAAUGCAGCCCUUGCUGUACCCGCUGUGACAGCUCUUGCUGUCUGCAGGGACGCAGCUCCCCCGGGUCCUCCAGCUCCUCCUGGUCCACCUGGUGGUCCUGUCACUCGUAGUCCUCCUGGACCACCAGCGCCGCCCGCAGGUCCCGCGGCGCCUCAUGCAGGACCUCACACUGUCAACCUCCAAGGAGGUACCGUCAAAGGUUUUGCUGACGCCAGUAAUAACUCGGUCUUCUUGGGCAUUCCAUUCGCCGAGACCACUGGGGGAGAGAACCGAUGGAAGGCACCCAUUCCCAAAAGCAAGUUGAAGCCUGGAGAGGUCAUUACUGCUACUGCAUACGGGCCCACCUGCCCUCAAGCCAUCAGCAAUGAUGCAUACAGCCGUCAAGAUGAGGAUUGCUUGAACCUCAAUGUCUGGGCGCCCGCAAACGGCAAGAACCUUCCUGUCUUCGUAUACAUGUACGGAGGUGCUAUGGUCACUGGCUCAAGCAGCAACCCCCAGUUCCAGGGUAACAACUUUGCUCGCAAGGAUGUCAUCUUUGUCUCUUUCAAUACCAGAGAGAGCAUUUUUGCCUACCCUAACUCUGCUGAGUUGGGCAAGGACGGUUCCCAGAACUUUGGUAUCCUUGAUGUUGAGCAGGCUCUCGAGUGGGUUCAUGAGAAUAUUGCUGCUUUCGGUGGUAACCCUAAGCAUGUUGUGUUCGGUGGUCACAGUUCGGGCUCCGUUCAAGUCGACCACUACUUGUGGAACAAUCCCAAGUCAUGGCUUGUCGGUGCCGUUCAGAUGAGUGCUAACGCUGAGUCUGGCCCUGCCAUCACUCCCCUCAACCAGGGUCUUGAUAUUGUCGCUGCCGAGGUCGGUUGUGGUACCGGUGCCGGUCAGCUUGACUGUCUCCGUACUAAGAGCAUCUUCGACAUUGAGACUGCCAACUUCAACUCCACCUACAACACUUGGUUUUCUCCCAUCAUUGACGAGGUCACUCGUUUCUCUGACUACGCCGGCCGCUUCGCUGCUGGCAAUUACGCUUCUCACGUUCCUCUUCUCACCGGUAACUCUGACGGUGAGGGCGUCAUCUUCGGUCUCGUCUACGGUGGCGAGAACACCGACUUCAGCUCUUGGAUCAACACUUUCGAUGCUGAUGUCGCUCACAUUCCCGACGAGGACCUCAUCGCUGCCUACAACGUCUCCGAGUACGCCUCUGUCUCUGCUAUGAGCGGUGCCCAGUACGGUGAUGCUCGCUUCUUCUGCCCUGUUGACUACCUCAUCGACCUCCGCAGUGAGGUACAGGACACCUGGGUCUACCGCUUCUUCGGCGAGUACUGCAAUGUCGUUGGCUGUAUCGUCGGUGCCCCCACCCACGGCACCGAGAUCCCCUUCUUCUUCGGUGGAAACGAGGACUUUGAGUCCCUCACCGGUGUCACAGCUGCCCAGCAAGCCCUCGCUGACUCCAUGAACGAUUGGUUCGUCCAAUGGAUCAAGAACCCCUCUGCUGGACCCGGUUGGGAGAAGGCCAAGCCCAAGUCUGGCGCUGUUGCUAAGCUUGGUGUUCCUGGUGACGAGCUGUCUAUUGAAAUUGGCUGCACCGCUGAUUACAAUGGUCGUUGUCAGAGUGUUUACGACCCUCUACAGCCCAAGUACCCUGUUCUCAACAGCGUUACUGCUCUGUAA
This is a messenger RNA of Aureobasidium subglaciale EXF-2481, 1753 nucleotides long. RefSeq lists its product as uncharacterized. The transcript has 3 exons. The record is from RefSeq and is a predicted model, not a curated record. NCBI's taxonomy places the organism in Eukaryota, Fungi, Ascomycota, Dothideomycetes, Dothideales, Saccotheciaceae. Bases 68 to 1753 code for a protein of 561 amino acids.